Messenger RNA from Nothoprocta perdicaria, 4032 nucleotides. RefSeq names its product neuropilin and tolloid like 2 (gene NETO2). Bases 15 to 1592 code for a protein of 525 amino acids. The record is from RefSeq and is a predicted model, not a curated record. Gene Ontology annotation, molecular function: protein binding. NCBI's taxonomy places the organism in Eukaryota, Metazoa, Chordata, Aves, Tinamiformes, Tinamidae. The transcript is spliced from 9 exons.
GCCGCCGGGGGAUCAUGGCCCUGCGCAACCUGUGCUCCGUGCUGGAAGUGCUGCUGGUAACAAUUCUUGUAGUGGAAGGAAUUGCUGUUGCACAGAAGACACAAGGUGGGCAAAAUAUUGGAGUGAACCGCAUUCCUCCCACCCAGUGUGAUAACUGGGUACGGACAAGUAAUGGAGGACACUUUGCUUCGCCAAACUACCCUAAUACGUACCCGCCGAAUCAAGAGUGUAUCUAUAUCUUGGAAGCUGCUCCAAGACAAAGAAUUGAGUUGACCUUUGAUGAACCUUAUUACAUAGAACCCUCCUUUGAAUGCCGGUUUGAUCAUCUGGAGGUUCGAGAUGGACCUUUUGGUUUCUCCCCUCUCAUUGAUCGUUACUGUGGUCUCAAAAGUCCUUCACUAAUUAGAUCAACAGGGAGAUUUAUGUGGAUCAAGUUUACUUCUGAUGAGGAACUGGAAGGAAAAGGAUUUCAAGCAAAGUACUCAUUUAUACCCGAUCCUGACUUCACUUACCUGGGAGGCAUUUUAAAUCCCAUUCCAGACUGCCAAUUUGAGCUCUCAGGAGCUGAUGGAAUAGUACGUUCCAGUCAAGUAGAACAAGAAGAGAAAACAAAACCAGGACAAGCAGUUGACUGCAUAUGGACAAUUAAGGCUACUCCAAAUGCUAAGAUCUAUUUGCGAUUUCUGGACUACCAAAUGGAGCAUUCCAACGAAUGCAAACGAAACUUUGUUGCUGUGUACGAUGGGAGCAGCUCUAUCGAGAACCUCAAGGCCAAGUUCUGCAGCACAGUAGCCAAUGACGUGGUGCUGCAGACAGGCACCGGCGUGGUGCGCAUGUGGGCUGAUGAAGGCAGCAGGCUGAGCAGAUUCCGAAUGCUGUUCACCUCCUUUGUGGAUCCUCCCUGCUCAGGCAGCACGUAUUUCUGCCAUAGCAACAUGUGCAUCAAUAAUUCUUUAGUCUGCAAUGGCAUUCAAAACUGUGCAUACCCUUGGGAUGAAAACCACUGCAGAGAAAAGAAAAAGGCCGGAUUGUUUGAACAAAUCACCAAAACUCACGGAACAAUCAUAGGCAUCACAUCAGGAAUAGUUUUAGUUCUUCUCAUUAUUUCCAUUCUAGUGCAAGUGAAGCAACCUCGCAAAAAGGUUAUGGCUUGCAAGACUGCUUUCAAUAAAACUGGUUUCCAAGAAGUAUUCGAUCCUCCACACUACGAACUGUUUUCACUAAGGGACAAAGAAAUUUCUGCAGAUUUGGCAGAUUUAUCAGAAGAACUUGAAAAUUACCAGAAAAUGAGACGCUCCUCCACAGCUUCUAGAUGCAUUCACGACCACCACUGUGGCACUCAGGCCUCUAACAUAAAACAAAGCAGGACAAACCUCAGCUCCGUGGAGCUUCCCUUCCGCAACGACUUUGCGCAACCUCAGCCAAUGAAAACGUUCAAUAGCACAUUCAAGAAAAGCAGUUACACUUUCAAGCAAGCGCAUGACUGCCCCGAGCAAGUCAUAGAAGACAGGGUUAUGGAAGAGAUUCCCUGUGAAAUCUAUGUCAGAGGACGAGAAGAUACUGCACAAGGUUCAUUAUCUAUCGACUUUUAACUUGCUAACGAAGGUGAUAACCAUGUACAUAUAGGAUGUUUGUGUAUAUAAUGACAGUGUAUAUAUUUAAAAUGUACCAUAGGCAGCGUGUGAGAUGCACACACUUUUAGCUUAAUUGUAUUUCAUUAAAAGAAGUCUUCAUAACUUAACUAUUGUUGAAAACCAGUGGACUCCCUCCAAUCUUACCAAGAUUCCUAUACAGUUGAGCGACAAGAGAGGCUUUGCAUGGAAAUUGUCAGGAUAUGGGGGGGAAAUUAACCAAUCAUUGGUCACUGACAGCAAUGGCUACUACCUGCCUCUUCCCAUCCAUUCCCUUCCUUUGAUGUCUGCUUUUCAGGACAAUUUUAACACCUUCGUUACAUAAAUAAAAGUGGUUAAGUGCACCACACAUAUGUCAACAUAGGUGUCUUAUUGUAUUUGUCAAAUUGAAGAUAGAGUUGCUGUGUUAAGUGCCAGUUAACACUCAAGAAUUAUGUUACAGUGAUCUGUUUCACCUUGUCUGCCAUUUAUAUUGCCUAAGAUUACUGCCUUUUAGCAAUAUUUUAGCUUAAGUUGUAUUAAUUUUAGUACCUUUGGGAAUAUAUAAACUUUGCAGCUUGUGAUUAAAACUCAACUAGGUUCUCAAAUGGUAUUCUAGAUACAAAUUUAUACAAAAACAGAUGUUUUGCUUCCAGAAGGCUUACGAUGUUAUAAGAUCCUACUAUUCUUUAUAUACCCUUGUAACUCCACUGAUUUCACAGCUCUUCAGUUAGAAAAAAAUAUUGUUCCUGUGUUUUCCAAAUACUUGCAUAAAAAGACUGCACUGUGCAUUUGUCUCUUAAAAUAGCCUUGCACUCCUCAUGGAGCUCCUCUUCUCUAUUGAAGGCAGUGCUAGAUACUUCAGGCUCAUGUCCUACUUGCAUGAAAAGAAUGGCUUAGAGGCCUGUGGGAUACGUGAGGAUGCUGGACACAAGGAGAGAUCACAAAGCAACUUGUAUCAUCCUUUUUUAUGGCAACCUUCUUGAGCCCCUUGUUUCCACUAGCAAAAUUGCACAUUUCAUACCUUUUUUAAUGGUGGUUUUGACCUAAUUUUAACAUUUAUACAAUAUAGAACAGUUUUUAAAUAUAACAAUUCUCAUUGUGAUUUUUAGACUUUUUAUAUAGUUUGAUACUGUACAGACUAUUUAUUAAAUCUAAGUCUAGCACCUGUACAGCAGGCUUGUUUCAGUGUCCAUAUUAGCAGCUCUGAAUAACAUUCAGUGACUGCUAUACACAUUGCAAUUUGCCAAGAGUACUUUUAAGAUGACUUCUGCAUUAGCCUACCUUUUACUCCCCACUUUGUUUGGGUUUAUUUUGGUAUUUAAUUUACAUUUUCACAAGACAUGACCUACGAGCUUGCAAUCUCUGUUCACAUCCUUUACUCACAGAGGUACGUAAAAUCAUAGUUAAUGUGAAAUAUUUUUGUUGUGAUGGUUAUAGUCCAAAAAGUGCAUCUUAAAAUAUGAUCCUAGCAAGUGAAACGUUUUCUUUAAAAGAAAAUAUGAACAUCAACUACAAUCACUGAAUUCAAUUACAAUGAUUAAAAAAAAAAAAGAUCUCACACCAGGCUUAGAAUGUAAUUAUGUUAAAAAAACAGACACAGACAGAGAGAAUUGGCCAGCACUGGAAAUUCUCAGUGCUUUGUAACUUCAGAAUUAUUACAACUAUCUGAAAGAAAGAACUUAAUUGGAAGCUCAUCAGUUAGGCCUGUAAGAGUGUGUCUUGGUGUCAGUUUUUGUGCUGGUCACAGAUCGUAUUUCAUUUUGAAAGAAUGAAGUAGGGUUUUUUACAUAUACUUCAUGCAAAAGUUAAGUCUUCAAAACUUUAAUUUUGAUUUGGAAAAAAAAAUAAUUACAGCACUUCUUGACAGAUUCCACUUCUCAUUGAUGUCAGUAAUAAAUUCCUCAUUAUGAACUAUAUGGCACGGAAUGUUAUUUGCGACAAACCCUUAACAGUUCCGGAAGAAAUCAUGUAGUUUCACAUAGGUAAUUCUAGUCUGUAUGACUAACUCUUGUAAGUAUUAGUAUUUCAUAAAUAAGUUUUCUUUUCAAGGUAUAUUUGUCUGUGUAAUAAAAGUAUUCUGGCCCCUUUUGUCCCUAAAUUAUAUUGACACUGAAGUGAUACAUAUGUUGUAAGAACAGGAAUAUCCUUGCUUGCUUAUUACAAGUAGGGUAAAAUUAAGACUGAAUCCAUAAAAUCUGAAAGGAGAACUUGUUUGUUUUAUAUGAUAACAUGAGAAACUAUUAAAAUAAACUUCCUUUUCCAGUAUAAUGAAAUUCCCUUCAAUUUGGACUUAUCUCUGUUACUCUGAAAUGUUUCAGCAAUCACAGAAAUACUAACUUAUAUUUAAAGAACAUGAAAUGUUCUUGUCUGGUAUGAAGCCAUGACCUUCAUACUGAAUAAAAAUUACUCUGACACAUUA